CGGAGCCCCAAAUUUAUUUUAAGAAACCGCCACCGUGUUAUGGGCAUGCGCAACUGCCUCAACGGCAAUAAUAUGUCAGGACAACGCAAUAUCCCCCCUGAAGUCGGGGGGCAGCCCCAGCAGGAACCUCUGGAGGCCCCAGGGGCAGUUGCCCCCGGUGCUGGGCCUAGCCCAGCCGAAGAGAUGGAGACCCAACCGAUCAAUGAGUCCAUCCCCAUCGAGGGCAGCAAGGAGGCCUGUGGACCCCCAGAAGUCGCCAGGCCCAACUUACAAGGCCUCAGCCCAGUCAUCGAGGCAGCCCGAGCCCAUGGAGGCUACAGCCCACCUCCUGAGGAGGCCAUGCCAUUCGAGGUCGAGCAGCCCAGCUUGGGAGGCCUCUGGCCUGCCCUGGAACAGCCUAGACCCACUGGGGCUCAGGCAGGCCGAGAGGCCUGCAGCCCUGCGCUCUUGGAGUCCGCCUUCGGUGGUACCAGGCCAGGCCUGGGAGGCUACAGCCCUCCCCCAGAAGAAGCCAUGCCAUUUGAGUUUGACCGAUCUGCACAGGAAGGCGGAGGCCGACCUCUCUUGCCGGCCCCAGACCAAGCUCCAGGCGGCCCAGGGCCAGGAGUCCCCAGAGCUCUCACUGCAGAGCCUGGCACACUCAAGUCUGCAAACACUGGCUUCGGAGGAGGCUAUAGCCCUCCCCCUGAGGAGGCUAUGCCAUUUUGGCUUGAUGGAGAAGCAUCUGGGGACGACAGUCCACCGCCUGGACUCCCCCGAGUUCUCCCACAAGUCGGCUGUGUCCGCCAGUUCCCGGCAGUCGCGGUCGCGAGUGAGAUCUGCCUCGCUCCCGCCUCAAGCGCGCCUCCCCUCUGGGUCUCCGGCGCCCUCGGCAGCGCGCACGGAGAGGCUGUCAGAUCUCCUCCCAACUUCGCGCGCGACAGCCCCCCGAUGGAGAUCUCCGGACCCCCGCUCGAGAUUGGUAGCGCCCCCCUCGGGGUCGACGACGCUCCCGUCAACAUGGACAGCCCCCCAAUCGCAAGUGACGGCCCGCCCAUCGAAGUCUCCGGAGCCGCAGAUAAGAGCGAGCGAGCAGAGAGACCCCCAGUCGAGGGAGAGGCAGCCGAGAUGGAAGGACGCUCAGCUGCCGCCGCUGCGGAGAACGUCCCCUCUCCCGGGGACGGAUCUCCUGCCGCCCCAGCCGCCCCAGAUGCCGGGACAGCUGCCGCCAUGCCCGAUGUCUGCGGAGCUCCUGCCGCCCCAGCCGUUCCCGGAGCCGGGGCAGCCCCAGACAAGCCCGAAGCAGGCGGGACCGCCGCCGCCGCAGCAGCCGUCCCGGCCGUUGCCGAGGCAGGAGGAAGCCGGAGCGCCCCAGCGGAGCCUGACGCCGCCCGCCCGAUCCCCGUCUCCGCCAGGCCAGUCCCCAUCACCGCCCGGGCGGUCCCUGCCAACCCGGGGAAGCUUAUCGCCACUAGGGCGCUCUCUGUCGGCCCUUCCGCCAGGGCCACCCCUGCUGCCCCGGGAAACCCUGGUCCCCGGGGACCUGCAGUCGCCCCAGCCGAUCCGGCUAUCCGUCCACUCCCGUGCGCACCAGCGAAGCCCGCCCUUCGCUCGGCGGCUCCCCGGUCGGCCUCGGCUGCCCCUGCCUCCUCCUCCGGGGCCCGACGCACCGGCCAGCACCUUAGACCCCCCAGCCCCGAGAUCCAGGUCGCUGACCCGCCUACUCCGCGGCCUCCUCGGGCUUCCGCUUGGCCCAAGGCCGACAGCGGCAGCGGCAGCGGCCGAGGCCGCCUCCGCUACGAAGACGAGCCGACCACCAUUGAGUACGACUCCUCCAGCGACGAGUCCGAGGAGGCGCCCACUGGCUGCUUCCAGUGGAUCCGCGGCCGCCGAAACCGUCACCAGCUGCCGCCGCGCAAGCCCCGGGGCGGAAGGGGCAACUUAUUCCGCAAGUUCAUCCUGCAAAUCUUCGGAGUCUGCUUCUGCCGCUCUGACGGUUCCGAGCCCAAAGCCCCGAACCUCGGCAGGGCCAGGAGUGCACCCCCGGCCACCGACCGGCGCAGCCAGAUGCGCCAGGAAGCCAUCGAGAUGCGCGCCCAGAAGCGGGCCGACAAGAAACGCAGCAAGCUCAUCGACAAACAACUCGAGGAUGAGAAGAUGGGCUACAUGUGUACGCACCGCCUGCUGCUUCUAGGGAGAAAAGUGGUGCCGAGCGACACUGAGGGUCGUUUCCGGCCGGAGGCCAGCGCCAGCGUCAGCGGCGGUAGGCUGGACAGGCAGGGGCUUGAGGUGAGCCAGGACCUGCCGGGAGGGACCCCCCGGGGCUCCCCUGGCUCGAUCUGUUGGUGGGCUAGGGCCAUUGGGGAUGGCGCGCCCCCGCCUCGCCUGGCACGGCUGCUUGGAUUCAGACAGCUUGUCGUUGGUGUGUGUCGGUGUCCAUAUUAUGUGUCCGCCUGUGCAUGA
Molecule: messenger RNA, 2442 nt
Organism: Jaculus jaculus (lesser Egyptian jerboa)
Lineage: Eukaryota; Metazoa; Chordata; Mammalia; Rodentia; Dipodidae
Product: guanine nucleotide-binding protein G(s) subunit alpha isoforms XLas-like
Source: RefSeq, a predicted model, not a curated record